Molecule: messenger RNA, 581 nt
Organism: Zerene cesonia (dogface butterfly)
Lineage: Eukaryota; Metazoa; Arthropoda; Insecta; Lepidoptera; Pieridae
Product: zinc finger protein 723-like
Exons: 4
Coding region: 1-558 (185 amino acids)
Biological process (GO): regulation of transcription by RNA polymerase II
Cellular component (GO): nucleus
Molecular function (GO): DNA-binding transcription factor activity, RNA polymerase II-specific; sequence-specific DNA binding
Source: RefSeq, a predicted model, not a curated record
AUGAACCAAUCCGAACCUCUAGACUUAUCAAUGAAAAAGUCAAAUUUGAAAAUCGUCGACUUCAAAUUCUUAUGUGGCCUGAACGAUCACUUGAUAAAGUUGUACGAAAGUACGAACAGGCUGGAUAAGGCUGUGUGUGUGAAAACCAAGAGUGUGCUGCCGUGUGAAGUGUGCUUGAAGACCUUCGACAGGCCGUCGCUGUUGAAGAGGCAUAUGAGGACUCAUACGGGGGAGAAGCCACACGUGUGCAACAUUUGUGGCAAGGGUUUCAGCACAUCCAGCUCUCUAAACACUCACAGAAGAAUUCACACCGGAGAAAAGCCACACAAGUGUCCGGAGUGCGGGAAAUGUUUUACAGCAAGCUCCAAUCUAUACUACCAUCGUAUGACGCACACUAAGAACAAGCCCCACAAAUGCACGUGGUGUCCACGCUCAUUCCCCACUCCAGGGGAACUGCGAGCCCACUUGCAGUCCCACAGUGGGUCGACUAGAACCAUAACAGCACAACCGUGGACCUAUGUUACGAACCAGGACUUUCGAUCGAGUUAUAGGAAAUAAUUGAAUGUCAAUUACAUGUAAUA